AGUGGUACUGGCUCGUGAACGACCUGACCCUGCGGCGUGCCGGCGGCCGGUCUGCCUCUUCCUCCAAGUUCGCCCCGCCCCGUCUCUCGGUUCUCUCCCGUGCCCCCACGCCGCCUCGGUGCUCCCACUCUCCUCCCAGCGCCCUCACCCCUGGCGCACCUCUCCCUCUCUCUCGUUGUCCCGUGCCCCUCGCGUGCGCUCUGUCUCUUUGUGGCGGCGGCCCAGACCUACGCCACAGGUGCCUAGAUCGCCAUCUUCGGGACCUUCGCCGGUGACGAGCACCCACCAGCUGAUACAGGAAAUUUACUUUUAUCCAUACUCCACCUACUUUGUUGACUAUGGCACUAGCAGCUAUCUAUAACCUUUUCAUCAUUAACAAAUCUGGCGGUCUUAUAUACUACAAGGACUAUGGUUCAGCAGGGAGGAUGGAUACCAAUGACAGUCUAAGAUUAGCAAGUCUCUGGCAUUCGAUGCAUGCUAUCUCCCAGCAACUCUCCCCUACCCCUGGUUGUAAUGGCAUUGAUCUCUUACAAGCUCAUAACUUUGAUCUCCAUUGCUUUCAAUCCCUCACAGGGACAAAAUUUUUCGUUGUAUGCGAAACUGGAGCUCCAAAUAUGGAAAUGCUGCUGAAAGUGAUUUAUGAGCUGUACACGGACUUUGUUUUGAAGAAUCCGUUCUAUGAGAUGGAGAUGCCGAUUCGGUGUGAGCUGUUUGAUCACAAUCUGGCUCAGGUGAUCCAGAAGGACCGUGUUGCACUUCUGGGUCGGUGAAACUCGAAAACCUAUAGCCUCAACCCUAUCAUGUAUCUUGUACUUUUUCCUUUUUCUACAUUAUUACCCUGGACUUGCUCUGCUGGAAAGUUCUACCGGUGCAUAACCGAUAACUUGAAUAGUGUGUUGCUCGCAUGUAAUCUUCUUUUGAUGUAAAUGGGAUGUAGAGCUUUGCGUGCAUAAAAUGCUGCUGCAAAUAGCAACUCCAUGGAAGCAGCUUUUGUUCUAGCAUGUUUUUCCUGCGAGGAUCUUGAGCAUGCCCGCAUGAUCAGUGAUAUAGUUAAAGGUUUGUUUAGACUGUUGGAAUUUUAUGGCCUAUUUGGAAUGCGGGAAAUAAAUUUCUGUUUC
This is a messenger RNA of Sorghum bicolor (sorghum), 1118 nucleotides long. RefSeq names its product trafficking protein particle complex subunit 4. The transcript is spliced from 4 exons. The coding region runs from base 339 to 770 and encodes 143 amino acids. Gene Ontology annotation, biological process: endoplasmic reticulum to Golgi vesicle-mediated transport. The record is from RefSeq and is a predicted model, not a curated record. NCBI's taxonomy places the organism in Eukaryota, Viridiplantae, Streptophyta, Magnoliopsida, Poales, Poaceae. Gene Ontology annotation, cellular component: TRAPP complex.